AUGACGUCAUACCAAUAUUCAGCUCUUUCUCCUGGUUCCAUCAGAGUGCUGGCCGUCUCAGGCACCAAAGACGCGCCGUCGUAUAAGAUAGAAGUACUUAAUCUCGCAGAAAAACCGCGGUUCGAGGCCUUGUCCUACACGUGGAACGAUUACAACAACGAGGAACCUAGAGUCAUUGACGGAAAUGCUAACACUUAUGCGUCCAUUCCUAUAGCCGGUGCUGGGUCUCUCGAUAUCACACUGCACCUCGUGCAUAUUCUAAACCAUAUUCACGGAUUAUUGGUACAACCUGGUUCGAGCGGAAGAAUUUGGAUAGAUCAGAUUGCUGUGAAUCAACGCGAUUUGGAUGAGCGGAGUCACCAGGUUGCCCUUAUGCAGCAAAUCUACGGACAGGCGGAGCGCACACUGAUGUGGAUUGGGAAAUCUGUUAAACAUACGCCCGUGCUACUUGAUUUGAUACAAAAUCUACGUGGUGUAUCGCUCGAUGUUGAUUGGGAUCGCCCUGCGAUGAAGAGAUUGGAAAGUAGACUACUUGCUACCUUUCGUCAAGAGGAUGAGCUACGAUACUCAUAUACAAAAGCACAAUACAUGAAAGCUAUUGAUUGGGUCCUCGGUCUCCCGUACUUCGAGCGAGCUUGGAUCGUCCAAGAGAUCGUUUUGUCGACUCAGCCUACACUUGUUCUUGGAUCGACACCAUUUCAUCUAUACAUCCUUCACCAUACAAUCUUCAUCAUCAGAUAUUCCGCAGACCCGUACCUUCAAGACGCGUACUCAGAGUUAAAAUACACUAUUGGAGUUGAUCGCUUCCUAAGCAUCGAUACGGCACGCAGGUGGCUGCGGGGCGAUCCUAAAUACAAAGCUUUGUACGGAGAUUUUUUGGAUGUACUGUUCUGGCUCUCGUCUCUACGUGAGGCAAGCGAUCCAAGAGACUCCAUCUAUGCAUUUUUGGCUCUACAAAAGGACGAUUCUGGCUUCCGUGCUGUUGCGAACUACAACCUGUCUAUCGCACAAGCAUAUCGGAAGUUCUGCAUAGACAUAGCAAGUCAAACCGGCUCCCUCCCAUUUUUAGGGCUUGUUCGUGGCAGCGCAGACGCCGAGAUACCUUCCUGGGUGAUAGACUGGCGGAUGGGCCCCUUUUCUGCCAAGGACAAAUGGCAAGGUUACAGAAUUGGCGACCCUCAAAAAUUCCCAUAUGCCGCCGCCAAAGAUCGAUUGUACCAAGCGGCUAGAAAUACACACGAAGACGAUAUGCGCUUGGCCGUUCGAGGGCGUGUUAUCGACUCGGUUCAAUCUGUGUCAUGUGUUACGCGUGAGGAGCUUGCAAACAGUGGAUUAGAAAAUGUGCGAUUGGCAGAGGAGAUGUCCAAUAUAGGAACAUUCAUGCCUACAGUGGAUGUCGAUACUCCCGCCAAGACACAGCUUGCUAAAACACGCGUCUUCGCUACACUUGUGGGCCUCGAUCCGGGCCAGCAGCCUCUUGGAGAGUCACUACAAUAUACUCCAGAAGAAUUGACUUCAAUGUACGAGCACUACAUUGAUACACAUUCGGCUGAUGACAUUGGCGAAGAGCUCUACAAGCAGCGAUUCAAUCAUACAAACCUGAGACUUGAGCAUAAGCGACUGUUUCUCGGCCGCAAGCAGUUAUUUGGUAUCGGUCCAAACGCCAUCCUCCCAGGCGAUUGCAUAUGUAUCGUACAUGGAUCUACGGUUCCUUUAAUCCUAAGACGAUGCGAAAACGGGACGGAGUACACAGUAGUGGGACAGUGUUAUUACGAGAACUGGAUGCAUGGCGAGCUAGUUGACUGGAGAGAGGGUGAGGCUGAUGAGUUCGUGUUGAUAUAA
This is a messenger RNA of Alternaria burnsii, 1842 nucleotides long. RefSeq lists its product as uncharacterized. The record is from RefSeq and is a predicted model, not a curated record. The coding region runs from base 1 to 1842 and encodes 613 amino acids. NCBI's taxonomy places the organism in Eukaryota, Fungi, Ascomycota, Dothideomycetes, Pleosporales, Pleosporaceae. The transcript has a single exon.